CUCUAUACACAUGGUGAUAGUCUGUGGACACCACACUUGUGUGGCAUAAGCAAGAUGGGAUCUCACAAGUCUAAGGAGAGACAGCGUCGGGUAUUUACCUUUUUAACCUUGAUAACGAACGUUUGAGCAUACCUAGCAGGCGGUUGGCUUUCGUAACUUGCUCGUAAAUAUGAGCGUUCCAUCUGAGAUCUGAACAAACCGUCACUCCGAGGUCUUUCUGGGAGGAAACAUGCUGCAAAGUUUUACCGUUGACAAUGUAUUCAGCAACAAGAGGAUGACGUUUUCUCGUAAUGUUCAGAACUUUGCAUUUUUGGGCGUUGAAUUUGAGCCUCCAAAACUCAGCCCAUUUAUCCACGUUUCUCGCUUCAGCUUGAAGGACACAGGUGUCAACCAGUGAUUCAACAACUGAGAUGCAUUUUGUGUCGUCGGCAAACAAGGAAACGUCAACAGCGGGUGAGGUUAUUGAUUCUGGAAGGUCGUUUAUGUAGAUGAGAAACAGGAGUGGUCCGAGUAUUGAUCCUUGCGGAACGCCGGAGGAAACUGGACGUGUCUCUGAAAUCUCACCAUUGACUAGUACACGCUGUUGUCGUCCGGAUAAAUAACUUUUAAACCACGUUAAAAUAUUGUCCUUAAGCCCAAAUCGUUGGAGUUUCUUUAAAGUGCCUAUGACACCCAAAUGUUUAUGAUUGCAUUGUAUAGAUCACUUAAAGUGACUUAAUAAUUUCUUUUGUAGAAUUUUGGUAACUUGCUUCCUUUGCAAGAUAUUCAACUUUGUUUCUUAUGCAAAUAUCACCGGUGUGACAUCACAUUGCAUAAUGACAUUUUGAAAACGUAAUAUUUUACCUUGAUAAAAUAUUUUUACAAACAAAUACAGGGGGUUAACUACCAGUUAUGAAAUUAAUACAUAUACAAGGGCAAUUUUUAAGUUUUUUAGAUACGUAUUCGUCAAGAAAACUAUACUUUUCUGAAAACUCAUUAUGUGAUGUGCUGUUACACCUGUGAUAUUUGCAUAUGAAACAAAGUUGAAUAUCUUGAAAAGGGAGCAAGUUAACAAAAAUCUAUAAAAGAAAUUAUUAAGUCAUUUUAAGUGAUCUUUACAAUUUAACCAUAAACCUUUGGGGUGAAAUUUCAUGUCAUAGGCACUCUAAAAGAGGGUUAUGAUUCACCGUGUCAAACGCUUUAGCAACAUCGAAAUACAAGAUAUCUGUUUGUUUCCCUGAAUCCAGGUUUUGACAGAUGCGGUGAAGAACGGAAAUGAGCUGACCUGUGCAAGACUUUCCUCUCAGAAAACCAUGCUGUGCCACGGAUAUCAUGUUCUCUAUUUGACCAAUCAGACGGUUGUAAACACAACGUUCUAAAACUUUCGCAACAACGCACAUGAGGGAAAUUGAUCUGUAAUUCUCAACAAAACUCUUGAUUCCUUUUUUAUGAAGAGGGAUGGUGUUGGACGGUUUCCAUUCUGAUGGUAAGGAGGCCUGCUUUAAGGAUUUGUUGAAGAGACAUGUUAAUGAUGGUGUGAUGGAGUGCGCACAUUCUUUUAGUAAGCGGAUUGGUAUAUUAUCUGGACCAGAUGCUUUACUAGGAUCGAGGUAAUAAAGAACGUCAUAUACUUCACUUGGGUCUAAAAUAAUGCAGAAAUAGUCUCUUCACAUACAUGUGUAAUGGGGAUUGAAAUAUCAACACCUUCUGUUAGAAAUACUGAGUGGAAGUAGUCAUUGAACAUUUCUGCAGCUUUUUUUGACUAGUGGAAUCUAAGCGUGGGGAGUCUGCGUUGCCUGUCGCGACGGAAACUCGCUGUGGAAUACGGCUGGAUUUAGUGGUUGUUUUAAACAUGACCAGAACAGUUUUGGAUUGGAUGGUAGAGCUUCGCUUAGGGAACCAAAGAACUUUUCCCGACUUUCUUUGAUUAAUCUCUUAGAUGUACGGCGGAGAUUCUUGUAUUUUUGUACAAGUGCAGCAGAAUUUGUUCCGCGACGGAUUUUUCGCCGGAGGGAUUCUUUCUUUUUGAUCAAAGAUUUUAUCUCACCAUUCAACCAUGGUGGAUUGUAUCUUCCUUUUACAAUCUUUGUUGGAAUAUAUUCGUGAGCUACAGCAAGGAAAGUGUCUCUCCAUAAAUUCCAGUUCUCGUUAAUGUCCGACAUAGAUGUGGGAUCGCUAAAUUCAAAUUCAAUCGAUUCAAAAGUACGGUUAAUUUUCAAAAUCCGCACGGUUGUAAUCGUAAACCGAUUUUUUGAGCUUGUGGGAAGGUGUUGCUGUACCUUGAAACUCAAAGAGUAGGCACUUCUGGUCCGAAAACAAAUUGAAAUUGGUUGGAUCAAUACUUUAAUGUUGUUAACGUUGUCUGGAAUAUUUGUCAUUAUAAGAUCAAGAACGUUAGUGUCUCUUGUUGGAGCGACCGUCAAUUGACUUAAGUAAUGGUCGGAUAAGGUGUUGUAGAAAAAUCUCUCGGAUUCACCGGUUGGGAUAACCAUGCUUUCAGACCACGAGAUUCGCGGGAAGUUGAAAUCACCAGUCAUUACAAUUUUCUCGUAGGUGUCCAUGAUGUAAUCUAAGAACUUUUUAAAGGAGAGAAGUCAUUUUGACGAGGAGUCAGGAGCUCUGUAGCAGCAGACAACAAGGAUUCGUUCAUUGUUAGUGACGCAUUCAAUGCAGACGAUUUCUAGUUCUGUAUCUAACUGAUUAAAGCGUACUUGCUUGGUUUCUGUAAAAGAAGACUCUUUUGUAGCUAUUAGUACGCCACCGCCGGUUUUACAUUUACGGUCGACACGGAAAACGUUAUAAUCUUGACGAAAAAAUUUCUGCAUCAAAGUGUUUAAUGGACAGCCAUGUUUCAGUGAGGAAAACGAUGUGUAUUUGCUCGGAGUAUACAAAAUCUUGAAGACUUGAAUUAUUUGAUAUCAUAUCUCGAUCAGAUGUUCUAUGUAAACUAAACAAACUUCACGUAUUUCAGCUCAAACAGCGAAAUGACUUACGUUCAGUCGCGAUGGUGUUGCUUCGAUUAUUUACGACGGAUGAACAGUGUUCGAGAUACUCAGAUGAAAUAGGACCGGGAUUUAAUUUCGCAUCGUUAGCUAAAAGGAUUAACAGCAAAGGCAAAGACGAUCUCUGUAACAAUAACAGUCCGUGCACAAAACGAUAAACCGAGAGCAAAGUUAUACAUGUCUCUUAACACGACGAAGUCGAUAAGAACACGUUGGUCCAAGCGUUUUCGUUGAGGCAUAGAACAAAUUAAUCUUGGUUUCUUUCAUAUUUUUUUAUUCCGCGUACAACCAACCACAGGAAAACAAUAACGUAGACGAAUUUUGGGAAAAUCGUUUCUAAUAGGAUUAGGAAUUGUAUUAAUUUUGUUCUUGUUAAUUGGCGCGCGCGCACUUAAUUAAGCGCGAUUAUUAUUCUUAUUAUUAUUGAUUACUGCGAUGUUGUUUGACACAGCCUUCCUGCUGCUGGUGCAUGCCAACAUUCUACAAAAGUUGAAACAUCGUGCCUCUAGAGUUAUUACUCGUCAAGGUUACAAUAUCAGAUUCAAUGAAACAAGGAAAACAUUGAAUUAAUUGAAAAACCCUUGCUGAAAUUCGAGACAUACUCAAUGAUGUAUAAGAUAUUAAAUAAUGUGGCACAAAAUAUUUGAGAGGCCAUUUUGAAAUGUCUGCCAUAGGUAAUUUCUAUAGAUUAAGAAAUAAAAAACUAAGGCCUUGUACUAGCAAAGCCUCAAACGGAAUAUUUAAAGAAAAGCUCUCUCUCUCUCUCUCUCUCUCUCGUUCCUAAUUUUUGCCAUUCUCACUUUUUUUUUGUAGAUGUCGGUAAUUGCAAUCCUCGUGUUUGGUGCGGUCGUUACUCAGAGCAGUGCAAGUAAGCGGAAUUAUGGUAUAUUUAUCAGCUAUAGACAUGCAACGAUAGGGAUUCCUUAUUUUCUGUUUGUAUAUAGAUGUUUGUAUUAACCCUUUAGUUAUCUAGUUUUGUCCCAGUGCAAUAAACUAUAAACAAACCGUUAACAACCUAACCCAUCUCGGCAAGUCCUUUCGAAAAACACUUACGUCGCCAUAGCAAAUAAACAGAACUGCAAGCAUAGUUAAAACCACUACAGUACGCUAGUAUUCUCCACCAAAAUACAUAUUUUAGGACAAACCGAACUGAAGUUAUAAUAACAAGUGUUUAAAAUGAAGGAAACUUCGGACGAUAGAAGAAUAAAACCACUUAGGCGAAAAUUAAUACGACGCGACUUUUAAUUAAUACAAUUAAGGUAAUCAUUUCUAUAUUUAGAGGGCCAAACGUAUUGUAUGUGUGCUUCUGUCACGGAGCUUCUGUGGUUUUAAUGUCUUAGUGUGACCAUCUAUUCUGUGGUGUAUAUGUAUAGCACCUUAUACAGUCGCUGUAUAAUGUAUUAAUAUACCGCCUUUAUAAUAUCGGCACUUUUAAAAAACUUGCAUAACAUCAAUUUCCGUAAAGCAUAACAUCAAUUUAUAUAUUGGGUAGAUUAUCAAACAUUUUCUCAACAUUUACGUCUGAAAUGUUUAUACAUUUGAAAGCAACACUGUCUCGCUCCUUCCUAACUCUGUAUAAUGAAUAUACCGUCGAAAUAAUACUUGCACUUAAUUGAUGCCGGUAAUGCAUAACAUCAAUUUAUAUAUUGCGUAGGUUCACGAAGAUUUAAUCAAUAUUCACGUCUGAAAUGUUUUUACAUUAGAAAAUAACACUGUCGCUCCUUCCUAGCAUCGUCACGCCAUCGUGAUCUACGGCUUGGUAGAGCAUGCGCAUUUGCGUUGCUAAAGAAAAAAUUGGGUGUUCCGGGGUAAAGAUCCUGAACAGAAAGUGAGAAGUGAAUGUCAUAAAAUUUACAAAAAUUUACAAUAACGACAACGAUUUCUCGAAAUUUUUGUGAACUUGGUAAAAAGAACAAUAUACCGUGCUUAAAAAAAGUAUUAUAAAAAAGAUUGCAAAAUGUAGAAUCAAAAAGAUUGAUCGACCUUCUAAUCUGAGUAAACUUAUCGCUCUGUUCCUCAGAAUCAAAAUGUAUGUCCCACUUCAAACAAGGAUUCUAUUUUAUAUCAAGGUUAAAAGCUAAGGGAGAGGUUUUUAUUAAACUGUGAAGAACGAGGGCCGAAGGUCCGAGGUCUUUACAGUUUAAUAAAGCCGAUACUCGUGACUUUUAACUUGUUUAUAUACUCAUCAGACCAUAUUCUUUUGUAUUUCGAAGGUUUUCUUCAUUAAAUAUUGAAGCUAUCAAUUCAAUGAGAGGUUACGGUUGUGGGACGAAAUAAGGUGUCACGUUUUAAAAUGUGGCUAAGCAUGCGCAGUAUAUCAUUUAACGUCCCACAAGCGAAAGGGUAGAUAUUACUGUAUAAAUUCCCUGCACAAGCAAGUUUGAUGAUUGAUCGCAACCACGUUCCCAGGGCUUUCGUUUGAGGACGAGGCGAGAGACGAGAAAGCCCUGGUCUGGGCCGGUCAAUUUUGCAUUCUGAUUGGCUAACACUAUAUUGUCUAAAAAUAACUGAACUUGACAGUUGACAAUAACAAUUCAACAUUUGUAUUUUUAUGAUUCUUGUGUGUACGAGUAUGUUACGUUUUGCGAAAUAAUCUUUCAAAGUAAGACGUUUUCCCGACUGCAUAAUUUACUUUCGCCUCGGCCGGUUACAAAACUCAAAAGCCGUGUCGACGUGCGUGAGCUGUGAUGUUUUCUGACAAAACAAGAAACGUCUACUAUUAUUUAAGCUGUAGUUUUCCUUGUACAGUAUUUAUAAUGCAGUGCAGAUGUCUGAUGAAAUACUACGCGUAUUGCGUUGCAGUAAUAUUUUAAUUUACAGUAUUCUGUACUGACAAAUAAAAGCAAGACAAACAAUUAAAUGAAACUACUAACUUAAUUUAGGCCCUGUUUACUUAAUAGCUCUACGCCUAGGCCGAUGUAGUCUCUACAAGAUUCGUCACGCCACCGAGUUUUACAGUUUCAGAACUACCCCGAAUACUUGAAAAUUGCGACUAUACAUAAAAUAAAACAAAAUUUGUGAAGGCGAUAAAAUUGGUAGGCAAGCAUCGCUCCUGAACGGCAAGUGUUGGUGUCCGGCGAAACAAGCGAAUCCGUAUAUUCCUGUACAGCGUAAACAGGUUACGCGAGGUUUUAUAUUUGUGUUUAUUUAUAUCGAACUAAGUCAGAUCUAUAAGAGCAUAUUUAAACUAAAUAUUAAUAGCAAUAGCCAUAUUGUUCAAGACGAGAGAAAGCAAAUUUCGUGUGAAUCACCACUUGCAUGGAGACGCCUAGAUGCUAGCCUAGAUGCAGCUUGGAUGCAGCUUUGCCUGUGGUUGAAAAUCUCCAAAAAUAUCGGUAUAUCUUAGAAAACAUAGACGGGGUCUUCAGAGAUUUCAGCUGAUUCGUGCCAAACUUCGCUCUACACAUAAAUAAUAUCGAUUGAGAAGUCUUUUGACUGUUUAUUUGUUUCGAAAACUUGUAUAUUUCAUUAAAGAUAUCUUUCCACUCCUUGACGAGUAGCUGUCAAAUACUGCCAUUUUUUGGUUAAUCACGUGACUGGCCCAGACCAGGGCUUUCUCGUCUCUCGCCUUGUCCUCAAACGAAAGCCCUGGGAACGAGAUUGGGUUGAUCCAGCUAGUCCUCGUGCGCAGAAUGAUAAAUACUCUUACCUAAAACCUUGUACCCAGGGCCUGCCCGCCCGAUUUUUUAAUAUGGCCGCCAAAGCGGGCGAGGCCCUGGUAAACACUUGUCACGUGUCGGGCAAAUACUCCAAGAUUCUUCGAGCGGGCUUUAUGGAAAUAAAAACAGGGAGGCGAUGAAAAGUUCACGAAUAGAACUUGAAUCGCCGCGAAUUAUUUAUAUUCUUUUAUUUUUUGUUGUAAUCUUUCUUUUUAAUAUGUUACGUUUAUAUAUUACGUCGAAUGUACAUCAAUCUUCUUUUAUAUCGCAUCAUGUAAAUCGCCGAGGAGGCGAUGUUUCGAAUUUCGAAGGAAAAUGGAGCCAACCUCGUACAUACUAUUUGUGAUGAUUUCCAUCAAGUAAAAGGUACAAUAUGAAUUUGAAAAUGUUUAGAAGUAUUUUAUUGUUACAAAUUAUUUAGCAGAUUCCCAUUAUUUGUUACACUGACUAGCUCUAUGAAAUAUAUAUUUCGAAGGCUAUUUAGUAUAUUUAUACAGUAUGUUAAUAUAGUUAGCUGAGUUUGUAGUUUAAAUAUUGAGAAACACAUGGCCAGACUAUGGCCUAUAUAAUACUAUACUGAGUCUCUCAGUAAAGUUCUACUCUCACAUGAUUAUUAUUUACAAUAUUGAUUUAUCGCUGCGAGAAAUGUGUUUACACUUACAGUGUUAUUAAACUACAGUUAUUAACUUCAAAUAAUUUGUUUUUACAUUUACAUUUAAUGACCAGAAAUUAUUUAAAUGAGCCAUCACUAUAAUAACAGAGUGGCCAGGUUGACAGAGCUAAAAUCUAAUGAUCGAACCUAACUUGCUAGAAUAUUUCAAUAGUCAAACAUCAGUUUCAGCAUUUAUUCAGCAUAAUUUAAUGUUAGUGAAUUAUUGAGUAAUUUUAAUAUCCAUGACAACUCCAGCUUGUCAGGGAUUUUUUUAGGGAAAAGAUUUAGCACCCCAUCGUAAAACCUGCCCCCGAAUCUCAAAAUUUCAUUAUUUUGUUCCCUUGCCCCUACAUUUAUACCUUUUGUGCUCUUGAGAUCUUUUACAAAAUUGCCUAAUUCUGCAGUGUGGCUUGUAACUUUGUUGCCAUAAUUAUUUGCUGAAGGCUUCAAUAAAUUUCUACUCUAACACCUGGCAGAGAUGGGGCCAUAUGUAUGAACAAGAAGAAAUAAUUUCUUCAUCUAUUGACCCCUUAUCUUUCACCAAAUUUUUAAAUUAAAUUUACUGAAUGAUUUUGAAGUUGUCUAGAUUAUUGAAAAGAACUUUAUGGGUACAAGAAAUGGGGCAAAACAGUUGAAUUAAGCAAGAUGUAAGUAACAAUGAACAAGACUGUUUCACUGGAUGGUAUUUCAGCACACUGGUGGACAUGCAACCUAAUACCAGCAACCUGUGUCACAUUUAUAUAGUUUUACACUGUACUGGAAAAAUAAUGUCAAGGAAUUUGUAGAGAUUCAGAAUGCACACUCCUUGGUUUAUUCAAUCACCAGCAUGCAUGAAUCAUUUUAUGUUAUGAAUAUUUUUUUAAAAUUAUUCUCACUUUAUAGAUAAUUAUAUCAAUUUUUAAUAUCAUAAAUGAAUAUAUAUAGUAGCUUUCGAUUAUACAAGUUAUAAUAAUAUAUCAGCAAAUAAUGACUGGUCUCUCUGAAAUCCAUCUUAUAGAAAGGUUCAAAUUUGACUUCCACUACCACUACUUGAUCUAGCAGUUGCAUGAGGAUUGUUUGAUUGGAUAAAUGAAACUUAUCUGGUUAGUUAAUGAUAGCAACAGCAGUAGUGGAAGUCAAAUCUGAUCUCUCUAUUAUUUUUUGAAGAUUUGCUCUAGUCACUUCAAUUCAGGGUUGCCCAUGCAACUUGGUUAGCACAGCCAGCUCUUCAAGUUGUAGGUCCAAUUCUUAGGAGUCUGCAAAUUAAUUCUAGAAAACUGGCUUUGGUUUGGGCUAAGCAAAAAUCAUCACACUAUUUAUCAUGCUGAUUUGGUUGUUUAACAGUUAAAGUCCAGGCUGCAUGUUUUUGUCCUGCAUAUGGCAGAUGAGACAGUCUGGUUUCCAAGUGUUUGUGUGGGGAAUAAUAUUAAUCCUGGCUUCUGAGUAAAGGUCUUGCCUGCUUUAUGCAAGAGCAGGGUUUAUGCGAGAUUCCAAUUGCUACACAGCAUGAUCUCAGGGCUCUUUCUCUGAAACAAUGCUUGGUUGCGAUAUCAUCCAGCAAGUGCAAAAAUGCACUACCACGGUCAAGGAUCAUUUGGCAUGUUCAUCGACUAUGUUAACCCAUUGAGUGGCGGCAUGCACUCUCCACCUGACGAGUAAAUUGCCCGGCGUUAGACAGAGUAAACUAACAAAGUAGGGUGCAUUGCCACUUAAAAGGUUAAAAACGGAAAUACCACAGCACAAAACUUGUACAUACACAUAUACAACAGCAAUCCUUUUAUACAUUUAAUAGUCAUGUUUACAUAUUGGUGAAAUAUCAAUGUCCAUAUAUUAGGGAUGUCCAUGAACUUGUCCCUAGUUUGAAGCUCAAGUAUUCAUAUCUUUUGUAUAAGUUGUGCCCCUACAAACCAACUUUAAUUUAGUCAUUAUACAAGAGUUAAAUUUGCAUUCAUUGGCUUCGCAAGUCGCAACAAACUGAACAAAGUACUAAACCAUAAACCUGCAUGCGCAAUGAUCGAGCGUCUUGAGCGACAUAUCCAAGUCUUUUAAACGUCUCAUACGAACAAAUCUCACUGAGUUUUUUCUACAGAAAGUAUUGAUCCAUUUGAUCGGUCGCCGCACUUUGAGAAAAGCUUGAAAUGCAAAAUUCACAGGGAAGAUUGAAGAAUUUCGGAGAUAAAAACUGUUUGUCUUCGUCACCUCUAGCAUUCACCCCCCGGUUGAGAAAAGUAACAAUUACGUAAUGUCGGAGUCACGUUACUAGCGUUUACCAGGACUAUGUCGCCGCCUUCAAUUUGCGGCUAGCCCUGGAUACGAGGUUGUCUUACCUAAUGGUAGAGUUUUGACGGGCUUUGAGGUAUACGGCUGUUGUCUCUUUCUCUACUUAGAGAC
Paramuricea clavata is the source of this 9662-nucleotide messenger RNA. NCBI's taxonomy places the organism in Eukaryota, Metazoa, Cnidaria, Anthozoa, Malacalcyonacea, Plexauridae. The record is from the annotation of a GenBank genome assembly.